AUGACGAUGGAUGAGCCCCCCCAACAUCCGCCGGGCGAGGGGAUUGUAAAUCCGAAUGACCCUCAAUACCAGCAGAGGCUAUCUUUGCCCGGCCAGCAAUACGAACUUCCCUCCCAUCCCGCCUCUGUGGCCGAUACGGCUUCGGUCGCGGAGUCGAGGAACUCUCACGCCAAAGUCGCUAUCCCGCGCCAUCGAGGGGGUAUUGCGCCGCGGUAUAAUCGUCGGGUGCCUCGAGCUUGCGAAUCUUGCCGUCAGCGCAAAACGAAAUGCAGUGGCGACACUCCGUAUGGUUUGGAUGGAGUGGAAUAUUCGCCCAGCAGCGCCCAGUCCCACUCGGUUACUCCCCAGGAUGAGGGUGGAGAGCCUGAUGACCCAAGCUCGCCUUCGUCAAUUGGGUCGCUUGAGGCAAUCGAUCGUGUCGAAGAGGACUUGAACCGAAAUGAAAACUCGCGGGCGACUGGAUAUAUGGGAAAGAAUUCUGAAGUGACCUGGAUGCAACGACUCCAAAGAGAAGCGGAACAUCGAUCACAAGGAUUACCGGGAUCUCUUGAGCCUGGUCAAAGCAAGCGACAAGAUGAUGACCUCGCCCUUCACGCCGUCAACUAUCAUCUUGAUGAUUUGGAUAUCAACUAUCCUGGGCCGAUAGAAAUGUAUGCGGUUCCUCCACGAGAGCAGGCCGAUCAUUUCUUUGAUGAUUACCUGAGAACUGUUCAACCAUUCUUUCCUAUAAUCAGCCAACCUCUCUUCACAGCGCAGUACAAGACGUUCUACGAUAGCAACGCGCGACCUGGGGACAAAUGGCUCGCUAUUCUAAACAUGAUAUUUGCCAUCGGAUCGAAACACUCUCAACUCCUUGAGGCACCAUGGCGCGGAGACGAAAAAGAUCAUUUGUUAUUUCUGAACCGGGCUAGAAUGCUGAGUAUGAAUGGCGAGGUCUUAUUCAGUCACCCUGAUCUUCAGCAGGUCCAGGUAGAGGGCUUGAUGGCCUUCUAUCUCCUUGCUUCAGAUCAGAUCAAUCGUGCAUGGAAAAUUUCGGCACUGGCAAUUCGGUCUGCAAUUACCCUAGGCAUCAACAUGAAGAAUAGCAGCCCUACAACACCCAGUGUAUCCAAAGAGGCUCGCUAUCGAGUUUGGUGGUGCCUCUAUACUUUUGAGCAUCUUUUGGGUAUAAUGACUGGUCGUGCAUCCUGUAUCCUGGAUGGAGUUUGCACCACACCCCUGCCACUACCAUUUGAAGAGGCCCAACUUGCAGAACCCGCGGCGGCUGAAUUGUUAAGUGAUACCGUUAUCAGAGAUGACCGCAUCAACAAGGUAAUGGCAAGUUCCUGGGUCCGACACAUGCCUUUGAACCCCACUGGAGGCAAAGAAGCUUCCCAUACAAGUCGUGUACGCGACAAUUCAUGGGUGAAGAGCAUCCCUGUUAACGCUGGUCUUUGCCACCUCUACUAUUGCGAUUUGGCUGUCGUCGUGCAGGAAAUUGUGAACAAGGUUUAUUCGGUAGAUUGUGUGAUGGUACCCUGGGCUCACAUCGAGAAUCGGAUCGGCGAGCUGAGGUGUCGCAUCGACCUAUGGUACCACAGUCUUCCGGCUGCACUUGACUUCACGAAGAAGGAAGAUGAAGGCGCCGACCGGCUACGUUACAAACUGGCCCUGGCCUUCCACUACUAUAGCGCACGAAUCACAUUGGGACGGCCAUGUCUCUGUCGGCGCGACGCACAGAAGAAAAGCCCCGCUGAGCGAUCGGCUUUCAGUCACGACAUGGCGGAGUUAACUCUCGAGUCUGCAAACCUCAUGCUCGACCUCAUACCCGAGGAGCCAAACGCCGUCCAACUGUACGAGAUUGCCCCGUGGUGGUGCAUCCUGCAUUACCUCAUGCAAGCCGCGACAGUCCUCCUUCUCGAGCUCGCCUUCGGGUGUGUCCACAUGCCAGAGGAAGAGCAGAGAUUUAUCAUCCUAUCCAAAAAGGCCAUUCGCUGGCUAUUUUCCAUGUCCCAACACAGCAUCGCCUCACGACGAGCAUGGCAGCUAUGCGACAUCUGUCUACGCCGUCUGUCCGCUGGCAUGAAGUUCGACGUCACCGACAUGCCUUCCUACCCCUACCAAUCCGCGCCUGCUUCUACCCUCUCCCUCGAACAUCCCCAGGAAGCCUCUCAAAACAUCGCCCCCACAACCUCGGGUCUCUGGAAUCCUCGCCUGGAAGACUUGUCUUUGGCUAGCAAUCAACCCUCUGAAUUCGGCGUGGACUAUCUCGCCCACAACCCCGCAUCUUACUCGGAUUUAAAUCCAUCUGAUCCCAUGUCCGCUUUCAUGGGCGAUGCUUCAUUGCCGGACGACCUAUACUUCCCAUACGACCCGAUCAGCGGCGAAUUCAUUCGCUCUUUCUUCCCAUACUCAGGCGAGGACCAAAAUUGGGAUCAGAAUGCUUCUUAUUGA
Penicillium verhagenii is the source of this 2433-nucleotide messenger RNA. Its product is annotated as Zn(II)2Cys6 transcription factor. The record is from RefSeq and is a predicted model, not a curated record. The transcript has 3 exons. Gene Ontology annotation, biological process: DNA-templated transcription; regulation of DNA-templated transcription. Bases 1 to 2433 code for a protein of 810 amino acids. NCBI's taxonomy places the organism in Eukaryota, Fungi, Ascomycota, Eurotiomycetes, Eurotiales, Aspergillaceae. Gene Ontology annotation, molecular function: DNA-binding transcription factor activity, RNA polymerase II-specific; DNA binding; zinc ion binding.